CAGGGGCCGGGGUUCUUCCUACGCGCAUCGACCCCUCCAUAAUACACCUCAACUUUUUGCAUCCACGUCCACAGCUCGGCCGUCGGCACACCCACCGCCCACAAUGGCACAGAAACCCGAACACCUCAACACCUCCGCCCUCGGCACACGCGCCUACUGGGACACCGCCUACACCACCGAGCUGUCCAACUUCACCGCCGACCCCGCCGACGAAGGCACCGUCUGGUUCGCCGACGCCGGCGCCGAAGAGCGCAUGCUCGCCUUCCUCGAGACGCUCGCCGACGCCGACGUCCUCCACAAAGAAGCAGACGGGGAAGUCGCGCAAGGCGCAGAAGACGAGGCUUUCGUGGCGCCGAGCAGGUUCCUCGAUCUGGGGACGGGAAACGGGCACCUGCUUUUUGCGCUGAGGGAGGACGGGUGGGAGGGCGAGAUGGUGGGCGUGGACUACUCGGGGGUCAGUGUGAGGCUGGCGGAGGAGAUCAAAGCCACAAAGGGAGAGGAGUAUGAAGACGUGAAGUUCCGCGAGUUCGACAUUCUGAAGGGGAAGGCGGAGGGGGAGUGGCUGGGCGAGGGGUUCGAUGUCGUGCUUGACAAAGGGACGUUUGAUGCGAUUAGUUUGAGCGAGGAGGUGGAUGCGCAGGGACGGCGGGUGGCCGAGGGGUAUCGUGAGGCCGUGGAGAAGCUGGUCAAGAAGGGGGGAAGGUUUCUGAUUACGAGCUGUAAUUGGACGGAGGACGAGGUCAAGGGGUGGUUCGAUGGUGGGCAGCUGGUGUACGAGGAUCGCGCCGAGUAUCCGAGUUUUACGUUUGGGGGGAAGACGGGGAGCAGCGUGUGCACGCUGUGCUUCAAGAGGAGGUGAAAGGACAUGCGCAUGUUUGGUCGUACGCUAGUCUA
Molecule: messenger RNA, 894 nt
Organism: Paraphaeosphaeria sporulosa
Lineage: Eukaryota; Fungi; Ascomycota; Dothideomycetes; Pleosporales; Didymosphaeriaceae
Product: S-adenosyl-L-methionine-dependent methyltransferase
Exons: 1
Coding region: 104-859 (251 amino acids)
Biological process (GO): peptidyl-lysine monomethylation; peptidyl-lysine dimethylation
Cellular component (GO): cytoplasm
Molecular function (GO): protein-lysine N-methyltransferase activity
Source: RefSeq, a predicted model, not a curated record